AUGCGGGCGCCACUCUGCCUCUUGCUGCUUGUCGCCCACGCCGUGGACAUGCUCCCCCUGAACCGAAGGAAGAAGCAAGCGGGCACUGGUCUGGGGGGCAACUGCACGGGCUGUGUUAUCUGCUCAGAGGAGAACGGCUGCUCAACCUGCCAACAGAAGCUCUUCCUGUUCAUCCGUCGGGAAGGUAUCCGCCAGUACGGCAAGUGUGUGCACGACUGUCCCCCCGGCUACUUCGGCGUCCGAGGCCAGGAAGUCAACAGGUGCAAAAAAUGCGGAGCCACAUGUGAAAGCUGCUUCAGCCAGGACUUCUGCAUCCAGUGCAAGAGGCGGUUUUACCUGUACAAGGGAAAGUGUCUGCCCACCUGCCCGCCAGGCACUGCGGCCCAGCAGAGCACACGGGAGUGCCAGGAGGAGUGUGAGCUGAGCCCCUGGGGCAGCUGGAGCCCUUGUACACACAACGGGAAGACCUGCGGCUCGGCCUGGGGCCUGGAGACCCGCGUGCGGGAGACCGGCCGGGCCGGGCGGGAGGAGGCAGCCACCUGCCAGGUGCUGUCUGAGUCAAGGAAAUGCCCCAUCCGGAGGCCCUGCCCAGGAGAGAGAAACCCCAAUCGGAAGAAGGGCCAGAGAGAGCGGCGCCCGCGCAAGGACCGGAAGCUGGACGGCAGGGGGGAUGGGAGGCCCCGGCCAGCGCCCACCUAG
This is a messenger RNA of Budorcas taxicolor (takin), 699 nucleotides long. RefSeq names its product R-spondin 4 (gene RSPO4). The coding region runs from base 1 to 699 and encodes 232 amino acids. The transcript is spliced from 5 exons. The record is from RefSeq and is a predicted model, not a curated record. Lineage: Eukaryota; Metazoa; Chordata; Mammalia; Artiodactyla; Bovidae.